This is a messenger RNA of Schistosoma mattheei, 4388 nucleotides long. The record is from the annotation of a GenBank genome assembly. NCBI's taxonomy places the organism in Eukaryota, Metazoa, Platyhelminthes, Trematoda, Strigeidida, Schistosomatidae.
CGCUUGUGUAAAAUUGACGCUAAUUUCGGUAUCUAGAUUUUUUUUACAUCUAAACCACUACUUCUUAAUUCACGUUCUCCUCUAUACUUCUUAGAUCUAACAGUAAGUUCAGCGAAUUAUGAUUUUGCACCUAUUAUCAUGACUCAGUCCAAUUCUCAAUGUCUUUAUGGUUUGGUUAUGCCGCUUCUAGCCUUAUUCUAGCCUACUCCUACACAAGAGAACAUCGCCCGUCGAGUUAGGUGGUGGUCGAGUAUACAUAACAUGUCCAACCACCUCAGUUGAUGAAAAUUUACUAAUUCAUCAACCGAUUUCCCAUCUCUAACAAGUAUCCCACUCUUAACCCAGGCAUUGCUUACUCCGUAGUUUCAAAAUACAUGAGCAAUACUUCGAAGACACCUUUGACCGAAUACUGACAACCUAUGAGUAUCCUCUAUUCUUAAUGGUCACGUUUCACAUCCGUAAAGUAGAACGGAGCAAACUGGUUUUCAGUGAAUUCGUUCUUUGGUUGGAAGAUAGAUAUCUCACCUACGCCAAAAGUGACGCAAGUUGGGAAAAGUCAGUCGAGCCUUCUGAACCUGUGCUGAAAUUUCGUCAGACACUAGACUGUCAGUAAUGAUGAGACUUCCAAGAUAAAUGAAAUGGUCUAUAAGUUCAACUACUUCACUCCCUACCAUUAAUUCAGGUGAUGACUCAGGCCAUAACUAAGGUAACAUUUUGCAUUUGAAGAGAGAUCACAUCCCAAAAAUGCUUGAAUUGCUGCUUAAGGUGAUCAGAAGACUGCAUUUUUAUCAGCGUAUUCGCCAAACAGAAGUAUGUCUUCUGUGCAGUCUAAGUCAACAAGUGGAUCCCUUGGUAGUAGAUCAACCCAUAGGAAGUCAAAUGAUGGACGUAUUACCUGUAAAAGCAUGUCCCUGACAUAAAAAUAGGGAGAGCGGACAAUCUUGACGAACAACACUUGAAAUAAUUUCUAUAAAAGUUCCCCAUAAGCUCUUACUCAAUCACUACCGUUCGAGCAGAGAGCCUGUGCAAGGUUAAUUUACUUUGGUACGUCUUUCAGUGUCAGACACUACUAGAGAACCUCACGAUCAGCAGAGCUAAACACUGUCAAGGACAUCAAAAAGUAUGCCUAUGUUCUAGGUCCUACAGAGAAGUAAAUCAGUUUGGUUUUCUCGGGUUUUCUUUUCACGAGCUCAAGCUAGUAAACGACGGAUUAUUUUAAACAUAUUUAUGUGUAGUUUCCAUUGAUUACGAACGACCACAUUGUGUGCAAAAGCCGUGUGAUUUCGAACUUUCAAGACAAUGUUUACGUUCUUUACAUGAAGUACUUCAGUAAUUUGAUAAUGGCAGUUGUAAUAGAAAUGCAGCUUAUGAAGUAAUAUAUGUCACAUAUAAAACAUGGGUUGGUGUUUGGAUACGCCUGUAGAAAAAUGCGUAGAUUAGUAAGGUUUAUUGUUCGAAACAUCGUAACACUAAGUUACCAUAAAGUCUGGAUGGUCUACAUGCCUUCGUGAUCACAAUGGACCUAUUUUUUAAAAUACAUAUCAACAGUAUUUGUAAAUUGGUCAUUAUUAACAUGAAGCUUAGGGAGUUAGAUGAUUAGUUUUUGGUUGCUAUGGCGAAGUACGGAGCAAUACUUAAGAAUAUUUCAUUUUCCCUUCAGAGUUGUACAUAUCAUAUCUGAAUUUUUUUAGAUUCUCGCCAAUGCAAUGAGCUCUGAAGCGAAUCUCGAUUCUUCUAAUUCCAUUAAAUCAGAACCUCAUGCUGCUAAGUCUCAUUCUUCAAAAAUUACUACCAACCAGCUGGAGUAUAUUAAAAAAGAAGUGGUUGGACGACUAUUUAAAGAAAAGAUUGUAUGGCCGUUUACAAAACCAGUCGAUCACCAGCGGCUAAACCUUCCAGACUAUCCCAAAAUAAUAAAACACCCAAUGGACCUUGGGACGAUAAAACAGCGGCUAAAUUUAAAAUUUUAUCACUCCUCUUCAGAAUGUCUCGAUGAUCUUUUCACUAUGUUCCGAAAUUGUUAUAUAUUCAACAAGCCAGGUGAUGAUGUAGUUGCAAUGGCAAUGAAGCUUGAGCAGAUUGCUAGAGAACGCCUUAAAUUUAUGCCGACUCCUGAGACCGAAAUUUGUCCACAAAAAACCCCAAAGUCUAUCCGUCCUAUUGGCGCUCCUUUGCAGGUCCAUCCUAUCGAACCAAUUCAUUCAGCUGCUUCAACCAACCAUACUGAAGGGUUAAAUGGCUCAGCUGUUUCUGUCGACCAGGCUACAUUACCUUUCAGACCAUCAGUAACUUCUACAUCUACCAAAAAGGCUAGUAAAAAGAAAAGUGAUUCUACGAUAGACGAAUUACCGUCGACUCCCCAAUCAUAUGAUGAUUUAUCUCGCGACCGCCGUCAAAUCAAAAAGCCCAAGCGUGAAUAUGAAGAACGUAAUGUUGGCAAACGUUUGCGACUUUCCGAAGCACUGAAAGCUUGCAGUAAUAUUCUGAAGGAUAUUUCCUCUCAGAGAUAUCGGGAUCUCAAUCAUUUUUUCUUAAAACCAGUGGAUGUCGUAGCCCUCGGGCUUCAUGAUUACUACGAUGUUGUCCAAAAAGCAAUGGAUCUCAGCACCAUAAAAACAAAAUUAGAAAGUGGUCAGUACCAUACCAAAUACGAUUUCGCAGACGAUGUUCGACUGAUGUUUAAUAAUUGUUAUAAGUAUAACGGUGAAGAUAGCGAAGUUGCUAGAGUAGGGAAACAACUUCAAGCUAUUUUUGAUGAAAAUUUCGCCAAAGUUCCGGAUGAUGAGUCAGAUCCUGCUGCCUCCCCUGAUGGUCGUCCUGUUGAUCAGAAUAUGUAUCAGCUAAUUCAAAACGCCAUCAAAGAGCAUCAGAAGUUAACCAAUCAGUUUCAGCGUUUCAGCGAGGAUUUGCAGAAAAGCACAGCUAACUUAAAUUCUAUUUUAUCAUCCUUAAGUAUGGCUGUCAGAAAAGCACCUAUUGUUCACAACACACCCCAUAUUAAUUCAUUACCCCUACUCAAACUGGCCUUCCGACCGAGAGGCAGACAAUCUCAGCCGAAAACAAAAUACAGACAAUCAGGACUAUCUGCUGCAGCACCCGUUCUAAAUACACCAUGUGUUCCAGUUAGUAGUAGCACAGCAAACAUGAGUUCCACACAUUCCCAACCUAUACCUGUUCCUGGAUAUGCUACAGAUGAGGAGAUGUCCGAAAACAAUGUUCGUCCAAUGACUUACGAUGAGAAACGUCAAUUAAGUUUAGAUAUUAAUAAGCUUCCCGGUGAAAAAUUAGGUAGAGUUGUCCAAAUCAUCCAGCAACGUGAACCGUCGCACCGUGAUUGUAAUCCAGACGAAAUCGAAAUUGAUUUCGAAACGCUGCAACACACAACUUUGCGUGAAUUAGAGAAGUAUGUAAAAUCUGUUCUGCAAAAGACAAAAUCCGGGAGCCGGAAAUACGUGAAGAAGGGGUUAAGUAACGUCCCACCAGGCAAGACUCGUGAAGAGUGCAUGAAAGAAAAAACGGAAGAGCUGGAAAAUCGAUUGAGAGAGAUUGGAGGACUUCCUCAAGGUGCUCCUGGAUACCAUAAUGCACAUAAUCCGAAAAAGUCACAUGGUACUAAUCGUUUGAGCGCAUCAUCAUCCAGUUCAAGUGAUUCCGAGAGUACUUCAGACUCAAGUGAAUCUGAUUCUUCAGAUUCUAAAUCUUAUAAAGCAGCUUCAGACCACAAACAGUCGCAUGACCAGGUAUCUUCAACUGGCCCACAGAGUUCGAAAUCGACUGUUUUUUUAUCCCCGAACUCAGGUGCUGUGACAAAUAAGACAUCGAUCAAUCAACCACCGACAUUUUCUGCACUUGACUCUGUUGCAAGUGGUCAUUGUAAUAAUGAUGUUGUUUAUGAAAAAUGUAUUGAACCAAAGACUGAACAAAAUGAAUCUUCAGAUACGGAAUCUGAACCAAACUCCCCUCACCAGCUACCUCAACCCGUGUGGGCCAUUUCAGGGUUUUCCAAAAAGCCAUCUUCUGAAGAUGAAACGAGGAAAAAGAAAAAACAGGCCGCGGCUCUUCAAAUAAUGCGCGAAGCUCGCAGACAAUCUCAAUGGAGUUCUCGCGCGGCUGAAGAGAAGGCUAUUCGUGAACGCGAGGAGGCUGACAGACGACGUCAGGAAGAAGAACUUGCUUUAGAAGCUGAAAGGAGGAAAGAACAGGAAUUGCGCCGUAUUGAGGAGGAGAAGCGCCUUCUUGUCGAAGCUCGAAAGCGUGAUGACAUUGCAAAGCGUAAGGCUAUGAUCGGUGCACCAGAACGUAUAAAUGCUCAUGAAUUACUGACGGAAUUCGAGAAUUCAGUUGAUAUAUCUUGCAUUGAUGCCUGUUUUGCCAUGCGUCACUUCUAA